Sciurus carolinensis (gray squirrel) is the source of this 4404-nucleotide messenger RNA. RefSeq names its product microtubule associated tyrosine carboxypeptidase 2 (gene Matcap2). Bases 230 to 1786 code for a protein of 518 amino acids. The record is from RefSeq and is a predicted model, not a curated record. NCBI's taxonomy places the organism in Eukaryota, Metazoa, Chordata, Mammalia, Rodentia, Sciuridae. The transcript has 7 exons.
GGGAGCUGCGACGUCAUGGUGGCGGGUUCUAAACGGUGCUGCCACUGUAAAGCCGCCGUGUGCCCCUUCCAGCCCUUGCGGGUGGAGGUAGCGCUGCUCGCUGCCCUGCGUCCGCACCCCUUCGUCUUCGCAUACAGUCUUAUCCCGCCCCUGCUCGCCGAGAACAACCUCCUGCGCUUCCCCGCCCCUGAGGCCCGGACCGGUGGCGUUCCACCGCCUCGGUGGGACGAUGCUGGAGUCCAUUCGCGUGACGGAAAAACUUCACUGGCCUGAGCAAGAACUUGCUAAGAAGUCUAUUCUAAAUGCGGAAGAUCCAUUGAUCAUUGACAGCAAAAGAAGCCUUUCACAUUUACCUUCUGGAAUUCUAAAGGACAUUUUCACAACUGGAACAAGUAGUUACAAUGUCCUACUACAAAGCAAGGAGGAGAGAAAGCAUCAUUCACAGAAACAGUCUUCUUCCACCUACUCCAAAAGAUGUAGAAAACCCAGCAAAUCUAGCUCCCCUCAUAGUAAAGAGCCUUGCAGGACGAAAACCCCGGUGCCUGUGGCAAGCAGUGGUACUUGGUACUGCCUGGACAAGCAGCCUGCUGUUUUUGUCACUAGGUCAGUGUCAAGUCCUGUAAGGUUUACACAUGAUAUCUCUGUUACAGGGAACAGCAUAGUACUGCCACCUAAACCAAAAAGCAAGGUCAAGCGACGCCAUUUUUCCACUCUUCCAAAGCCAAAGCAGCAGCCUCAGUUCUCCAGAAGCUUUGAAAAAGCAGAUGACUUUUCUGGAAAGAAAUUUUGCAUAUUGACUGCUAUAAAGCCUACCAACUUAGAGAAAGAGAAACUGAGAUUCUUCAAGUCUGACUAUACCUACAAUCCUCAGUUUGAGUAUGCUAAUCCUGUUCUGCCAAGUGUGUUAGCCAAGCACAGCAACGCAUCUAAUCGAUUUCUUAAGCAGUCCAUCAAUAUUAUGGAACUAACUUUACAGAAAUAUGGAAGUUAUGAAAAAUUUGAACAAGCCACUGGUGGUAGUUUAUUAUCUAAACCUCGAAUCUGGAAUCAUGUUAGGAAGUACAUGAUGAAGGAAGGCUGCCUGGGAGAGAUUGUAGUUCAUCUCACUGAGGACCUACUUUCCCGUGCUUCAAUGACAGUAGUAAAUGGAUGUCCAACACUGACCAUCAACGUUUCUACUGCACGUGAGCAUUGGCUGGAGGGAAUGCUGAGGCACGAAAUAGGCACACAUUAUUUUCGAGGUAUUAAUAACCUGCAGCAACCAUGGAACAAUUGGACUGGCCGUAAAAAACAUGAACUAAAGCCAAACAAUCCUACAGAGGAAGGACUGGCAAGUAUUCACAGUGUCCUGUUCAGAAAAGACCCCUUUUUAUGGAGGGCUGCCCUCCUCUACUAUACUGUUUAUCAAGCCAGCCAAAUGUCUUUUUGUCAACUCUUCAAAGAUAUUGGCAAAUUUGUCAAGGACCCUAAUACAAGAUGGGAUUAUUGUGUACGAGCCAAGAGAGGGUGGACUGAUACUUCCCAACCAGGGUGUUUCAGUAAAGACCAGGUAUACUUAGAUGGAAUUCUUCAAAUCCUCCGAUACAGAGACUCCAUAGACUUUCAUCUACUUACUGCCCUGGGGAAGGUUUCUUAUGAAGAUGUGGAUCGUUUAAAAGGAUUGGCAGUUACUGAAAACAUGAGGGUCCCUCACUUCAUGCAGGACCAUGACCGGUAUAAGGAACACUUAGAGAAGAUCAUGGAAGUGAAUGAACUGACUGACAGAGAACUGAAAGACCUCAUAUAGUAAUUAGCAUUCUUGCAAACAUAGUUCAGCUAUACCUCCAUGUAUAUUACCAAUUAGGUGCAGUUAGCACCAACAGAUUUAUAAAAGAAGUAUGAGUGUUUACUUGAGUUUUCUGAAGAAUGGUCUUCAGAAUUUGGCUGAAUUUUUAGGUUAAGUAUGAACCUUAAAGUAUUUCCCUGAAAUGCUUCUAUAGGUUGCAGAGGGAAGUUAACUCCGGUUUUCAUCUGAAUCUCAACAAAGUCAAAUGAAAAUACUACAGCUCAGUGUUUUGGGAGACUGUUGGUUGAAUCAAGUAAUAAACUUCACCUGAGCAGAGGCUAGCGCCAACUGGAGAUAGGUGAAUUCUAGGCAGUGUCAUGCUAACUCCAAGGUCAUAUUACUCUCCUUUGAAAAUUAGUUUUGUGACACUGUAGAAAGCUAGCCAUAUCUGAGAUUUCUUAUUUCUCCUAUAUGUUAAGUAAUGUUAAUGGAGGGAAGAAAACAACUUGAAAAGUUUUCUUUAAGUUCUUUAUUUUAUUUAUUUCAUGCAUUAUUAUUUCAUUUUCUCAGCUUAUAAGAACUAAAUUGAGUCUUUUUUGGUGGUGGUGAUUGGAGUGGGACCAAGGACCUCACACAUGCUCAACACACAUAAGCUUUGCCACGGAGCUACACCUCCAUGUUUCCCCACACUAAGAAUUGCCUCUUUUUAUCUAGCUAUGUCUUAUAACUGGACUCUUCAUUUGCUGAAACAUUGUGCCCCUUUAAAUUUUUAGCAAAGUUUUAAGGUCUUUCCCACUGCAUAAUUUUAUAUAAAUAAUCAAUAAAAGUUCUAGAGAUGUUUGUCUAUACAAGUCAAAAUAGUUGGAGAAGGGGAAAGCCACUCACCUUUUUUGGAAUAUGUAACAAGGAAGAGACAGAUUGAGCUAUUUGUAAACUUGACCAUGCUGUGAAAAAUGAAAUUUCUAGGCAUUCCCAUCUGGUGAAACAGACUUGUGAUGUUGGCUCAAUAUAAAAAUCUUAUCAGAAUCAAUAUCAAAUGUCAAAUUAAUAUCAAUCAAUAUUAAAAUCUUUUAUUUCAUCAACCAGUGACAUAAUUUGAAUUUAAAAAUGUGAGUUCUGUUUUGCUAUAUUUGUCCUGCUAUUGGCUUAUAUACCUAGCUUUGUAAUUGAUCAGUUUUAGUAUAUAUUUGCAUAUAUAUAUACUUGAAAUCAAAUGGUUCUUUAUCAACUUAUUGUAAUGAACAGAAAUAUUGCUGCCAUAAAUCAAGAUUGCUACUGUGAUUUCUACCAAAAGCUAUCUGAGAGAUUAUUUUUACCUCAGUGAAGGCUAAAAUAUGGUGCUAAUAGUAGUAGAUAUAUACUACAAAGCCUGGUCCACCUUCAUGCUGGAAAAUGAUCUUAGGAAAUGUUUUGCAGGCUAGGUUUUGUGAUUUUUCUUUUCCACAUAUCUACAAGGGCUUGUCUGAAAGAAGAAUGUCAUGCAAACAGGAUAUACUCUAGCUGGUUCCUGGGGCUUCUUGCAAAGCCAUGCAUUUCACCUUUGGCAGUAGAGGGCCAGGCCCUUUAGAGCAUUGAAAACCCACCCCCGCCUCCAGCCUCAUGCUGUGCUGGCUGCCAUGUAUUCUGCACAUCCGCUUACCAGACUGGCAGUACUGGCAGCAAAGUGGGCCAACUCCCACUUUCCAGACACUGGAAAUUUACUCUUAACACCUCAAGCGUGUGUCUCCUUGUUAACAGUCAUGUACUUUCAGCUUUGUGUAGUGUUUUCUGACUUCAUCAGAAAAUGUAUUGAAGGUGUUUGUGAAAACAUUAUAAGUAUAGACAGAAAUGGCAAUAUUUAUGUCCUACGAUUUAAGGCCAAAUGCUUGUAAAUUCAACAUUGCAGGCACUGCUAAUCUUAUGGUUUAAAUAUAAAGGAAACCAUAGCAGCCUUAAUUUCCCAUUGGCAGAUAAUGUGUAGUGGUUCUAGUCCCUGGAUUUUAAAGAGGGUGGUAGUCUCUCUUUGAUUUAGAAAGGAACUGCUAUCUUGCCUUACUGCUUUGAAAUAAAAGAUGAAAACAUGAACAUUCUAUAGACAAAAAAUGACCUUAAAUCACAGUUAUUAAAAAAGUUUUAAGUUGGCAGUAAACCAAAAGUAGUUUCAGAUUAGCAGAGAUCCUUGAAGAACAAGAUUAAAUAAAUGCUUAUUAAUUCACUUUCUUGAAGUAGAGGUAAAGUCAUUUCUGUUCCCUAAAAUAAAAAUUUUACUCAACAGAAAAUUAUAGCAACAGUACUUGGUUGAAGAUUGUAUUUUAAUUGUUACAGUUAUUUCUAUAGGCUAUUGAUAAUUAAGAUUUCAUCAGUUUUGUCUACUAUAAUUCUAGCAUAUAGUUGACUCAAAUACAAAUUUUGAUAAACUGUUACAUUUUAACACCAAUUAGAUUCAAAGUAAAAUUAAUGUUUGCAAACAAAUCCAUAGUUCUCAUUUCUUUAUAUUUUCAAUUUUAUAAAAGUGCUUAAAAUUUGUAUUGUUUGUUUUGUAUAUCUUUGGGCAUUUUGUGUCUAUAAUUAAAAGAGAUAGCACUGAAGUCCUCAAAUGAAGUAUAUGGAUAUGUAUGCAUGUAAACUGUUCCUUGAAAGCCUAAUUAUAUUUUUUAUUG